CAUUGUCCCGUCUCUUCCUCCUGUGUCUCCUCUGCCACCGUGUACCGAGCUGACAGCAGCCGCGGUGACACCAUGGAGAACACACACACACACACACACACACACACACACAGCACCGCUGCUGCUGCGGCUCUAUAAAAGCACACAAACUGAGACGGAGACCAACAACGAGCUGUUUGAACCUCCAGCACCUGAACAAUGGGCGUCAUCAUCUCACAGAUCUUCUCCAGGUUCGCCUCCAAGACACCGGUCAGGAUUUUAAUGGUCGGGCUGGAUGCGGCAGGUAAAACCACUCUGCUGUACAGACUGAAGCUGGCCGAGGUCGUCACCACCAUCCCAACUAUUGGAUUUAAUGUGGAGACAGUGGAAUACAAGAACAUCAGUUUUACAGUUUGGGAUGUUGGUGGUCAGACUAUCAUCCGACCUCUGUGGAGACAUUACUACACUAACACACAGGGGCUGAUAUUUGUGGUCGACAGCAACGACCCCGAGAGGAUUAAAGAAGCUGCUGACGAGCUGCAUAGGAUGCUAGGGGAGGACGAGCUGAGGGGCGUGGCCUUACUGGUAUUUGCGAACAAACAAGAUUUGCCCAGAGCCAUGUCCGUCAGUGACAUCACAGAGGCCCUGUGCCUAUCAGGAGUCUCACAGCCGUGGUUUGUCCAGGCGUCCUGUGCUGUUAGCGGUACGGGUCUGGCUGAGGGUCUGGACUGGCUCUCCGACCAGAUCAUGAAAAGCGGGCGACACUGAUGUGAUGCUCCGAUGUUCUGCCUUAUUUUGGUUCCUGCUGAAUCUUCACACAGUCCUUAAACGUGCCAGAGAACCCAGAAGAAACAUGAAGGAUCUGCCCAGCACGCACAGCUUCCUUCUGGAAAACAUGAUUUACACAUUGUGUCAUAUUCAGAUAAUUUUUUUAGACACAAAUAGAUCAAUUUAGAUUUUUAAUACCUCAAACUGCUGUUCUACUUUUGUAAAUGUCAUAAAAACUGGCAAACUCCUGUGCCUGUAUAGCGUUCCUACAAGUGCUGUUUACUUUACUUUACAUUCACAAGACAGGCAUUAAUGUAUUUCUAUUUUUUCUCACAAUAACUUAAUGAUCAUUAUUCACAAAAUGACACUGCAGUGCUGAAGCCAAAUCUUUUGAUUCUAAAAUGGAGUGACCCAAAUCAAGCAUGUACAUUGUUGUGUUUAACAAGUAGCCAGUGACCCUCGUCCAACCUUUGAGGACGAGCAUGUGGAUUAUAUUUGUGGG
Molecule: messenger RNA, 1249 nt
Organism: Acanthopagrus latus (yellowfin seabream)
Lineage: Eukaryota; Metazoa; Chordata; Actinopteri; Spariformes; Sparidae
Product: ADP-ribosylation factor 4-like
Exons: 6
Coding region: 199-747 (182 amino acids)
Biological process (GO): intracellular protein transport; vesicle-mediated transport
Cellular component (GO): cytoplasm; plasma membrane
Molecular function (GO): GTPase activity; GTP binding
Source: RefSeq, a predicted model, not a curated record